This is a messenger RNA of Lates calcarifer (barramundi perch), 5005 nucleotides long. It is a transcript of the gene appa, whose product is annotated as amyloid beta (A4) precursor protein a. Bases 153 to 2522 code for a protein of 789 amino acids. NCBI's taxonomy places the organism in Eukaryota, Metazoa, Chordata, Actinopteri, Centropomidae. Gene Ontology annotation, cellular component: cell surface; early endosome; membrane raft. Gene Ontology annotation, biological process: axonogenesis; central nervous system development. The transcript has 17 exons. The record is from RefSeq and is a predicted model, not a curated record. Gene Ontology annotation, molecular function: signaling receptor binding; transition metal ion binding; serine-type endopeptidase inhibitor activity.
GCUGAGCAGCUGUGCAGCCUCGGUAUCGCUCACCAUCAGACAACGGGAGUCACCGGCGCCGAACACACUCAGUUUCUCACCCCCGACGUUUUAAACGUUUAAACAGCUCGGUGAAAACGUUGCUUUCGGGAGCGUCGUGUCAGCGAAACGACAUGGGGUACCGAGUAGCUUUACUGCUGCUGGCUGUGGUGGCCUCGACUCUGGCUGCCGAGGUGCCUACAGAUGUUUCCAUGGGUCUCUUGGCGGAGCCCCAGGUGGCCAUGUUCUGCGGUAAACUCAACAUGCACAUCAACGUGCAGAGCGGCAAGUGGGAGCCCGACCCCUCCGGCACCAAGAGCUGCAUCGGCACCAAGGAGGGCAUCCUACAAUACUGCCAGGAGGUGUACCCAGAGCUCCAGAUUACCAACGUCGUGGAGGCCAACCAGCCAGUCAGCAUCCAGAACUGGUGCAAGAAGGGGCGCAAGCAGUGUCGCAGUCACAUGCACAUCGUCGUGCCCUACCGCUGCCUGGUGGGAGAGUUUGUGAGUGACGCCCUGCUCGUCCCUGACAAGUGCAAGUUCCUGCACCAGGAGCGCAUGGACCAGUGCGAGAGCCACCUGCACUGGCACACCGUAGCCAAGGAGUCCUGCGGCGACCGCACCAUGAACCUCCAUGACUACGGGAUGCUGUUGCCGUGCGGCAUCGACCGCUUCCGGGGAGUGGAGUUCGUGUGCUGCCCCGCCGAGGCGGAGCGCGACGCCGACAGCGCCGAGCAGGACGCAGACGACUCCGAUGUCUGGUGGGGCGGAGCGGAGACCGACUACUCUGACAACAGUAUGGUGCGGGAGCCGGAGCCAGCGGAGCAGCAAGAGGAAACCAGGCCAUCUGUGGUAGCUGAGGACGACGAGGAAGAGGAGGAGGAGGAGGAGGCGGAGGCGCCGGCCGAGGAUGAUGACGAGGAAGAGGAGGAAGAGGAGGAGGAGGAGGACAUGUUGGACAACGACCAGGACGGCGACGGAGAGGAGGACGAGGAGGCGGCGGCCGACGAGGAGGAAGAGGAGGAGGGAGACGACGACGUCGCCGACACAUUCGACGACAGCGAUGACGCCGACGAGCCCACCACCAACGUCGCCAUGACGACCACCACCACCACCACCACCGAGUCUGUGGAGGAAGUUGUCAGGGAUGUGUGCUGGGCCAACGCAGAGACAGGUCCCUGCCGGGCCAUGCUGCCCCGCUGGUACUUUGACCGCCAGGAGGGCCGCUGUGCUCAGUUUAUCUACGGCGGCUGCGGAGGCAACAGGAAUAACUUUGAGUCAGAGGAGUACUGCCUGUCUGUCUGCAGCAGCGUCAUACCCACAGCCACACCCAGCUCCCCAGACGCCGUGGACCACUACCUGGAGACGCCCACUGACGAAAACGAACACGCCCACUUCCAGAAGGCCAAAGAGAGCCUGGAGGCCAAGCACCGCGAGAGGAUGUCCCAGGUGAUGAGGGAGUGGGAGGAGGCUGAGAGGGAGGCCAAGAAUCUCCCACGUGCUGACAAGAAGGCUGUCAUCCAGCGUUUCCAGGAGAAGGUGGAGGCGCUGGAGCAGGAGGCGGCCAGCGAGCGCCAGCAGCUGGUGGAGACUCACAUGGCCCGGGUGGAGGCGCUGCUCAACGACCGCCGUCGCCUGGCUCUGGAGAGCUACCUGACCGCCCUGCAGCAGGACCCGCCCAGGCCUCGCCACGUCUUCAGCCUGUUGAAGAAGUACGUGCGCGCCGAGCAAAAGGACAGGCAGCACACCCUCAAACACUUUGAACACGUCCGCAUGGUGGAUCCUAAGAAGGCAGCCCAGAUUAGACCUCAGGUGCUGACCCACCUGCGUGUCAUCGAGGAGCGCAUGAACCAGUCUCUGGGGCUUCUCUACAAGGUGCCCGGCGUGGCCGACGACAUCCAGGACCAAGUUGAGCUCCUGCAGAGGGAGCAGGCGGAGAUGGCCCAGCAGCUGGCCAACCUGCAGACAGACGUGAGGGUGAGCUACGGCAACGACGCCCUGAUGCCCGACCAGGAGCUGGGAGACGGCCAGACCGACCUUUUGCCCCAGGAGGACACUCUGGGCCUGGCCGGAGUCGGCUUCAUCCACCCCGAGAUCUUCAACCAGCCCAACACCGAGAACCAGGUCGAGCCCGUGGACUCUCGCCCUAACCUUGACAGAGGCAUCCCCACGCGGCCAGUGACUGGAAUGAAGAUGGAAGCUAUUCCUGAGAUGCGGAUGGAGACGGAGGACAGACAGAGCACUGAAUACGAAGUUCACCAUCAGAAACUGGUCUUCUUCGCUGAGGACGUGGGCUCCAACAAGGGCGCCAUCAUCGGCCUGAUGGUCGGAGGUGUCGUGAUCGCGACCGUCAUCGUCAUCACCCUGGUGAUGCUGAGGAAGAAGCAGUACACCUCAAUCCACCACGGAGUCAUCGAGGUGGACGCAGCUGUCACCCCCGAGGAGCGCCACCUUGUCCAAGAUGCAGCAGAACGGCUACGAGAACCCGACCUACAAGUUCUUUGAGCAGAUGCAGAACUGAGGGAAAUGUCACAACGUCCACACACACACACACACACACACACACACAUGAACACACACAUACGUAAACAUCUCUACCCCCCCAUACAUCACACCCACCCCUUCCCCAUCCCUCUCCCCUCUCUCCAAUCCAGCCCCCACGCCUCCAAAAAAAGGCAGAUCACCGAGCGACUGAAACAGUCAGUUACGAGCAUCCAGAGCGACCGCAGCCAAGAGGGGGGGAGGGGAGGGAUGGUGGUUUUGGACGCCGUGGGCCAAAGCCAGUUUUGCACCAAGUUUGUUCACUUUAUUGGAGCAAGUCGCCUUUUAAUUAAAGAAAGGGUUUUUUUUAAUACGUUGCUCUGUCUCGGCCUGCUGACGUACAGGGGGGGUUAAAAAAAAAAAGAGGCCCCCGCCCAGUGCAUCGAAACAAACCCACCUAUAGGGGCGAAGAAGCGGGUUCUCUCCACACUGAUUCAGGGCCAGUGUAUAGUUGGGGUUGUUUUUUUUGUUUUUUUUAGGUGUGGGCUUGUGUAGGCAAAUCUGACCACUGAUCAGUGGGAUAAGAGGCGCACGCUGACCUGGGCCUCAUUUGGAAGAGCUGGUUGCAGCAGAUGAUUCAGUCAAUUCAAAUCAUCCCUCUUUGCAUUCUUUACCACGAUUAUAUAAUGACAUAGGUUUAAAUCAAGCGACGUGGUCUUUAAAUGAGGCCCAGGGAUUCCCCUUCUACUGCACCACUACUGCACUCACUCUACAGUCUACACUGGAGUACAAGUGAGCCCCCUCUCCUUCCCCUCCUCCAUCCAUCCCUCCCUCACUCCAUCCUCUUUUCUUUGCGCAUUCUUACGACAGCUGGGCUGUGUUAAGUCACACAAGGCUCUUAAGGAUAUCCGGAGAUGCUGACGAUAACGAAUAUGUCGACGACGACGGUAGUAACUAUUGUAUUCUGAACGAGCUGUUUUUAUUUGAGUUUUUUCUCUAUGGUUUCCAGUUUUGUUUUUCAAAAAAGAAUGAAAACAGAGAAAAAAAAGAGUCAACCAAUGUAAAGUCCUUUUUUUAAAUUGCGUGUAAUGUUACUGAAGUAAUGCUCAAGUCUUAGCCGUUCCUAUGUAGUGCAUGACAACAAUGACAACUGGAUUUGGAAAAAGAAAAAAAACAAAAAAAAGAUCUUAACGCUGCUCUCUCUCUCGAGAUCCUUUCUCACAUAUAGAUUGUCAUUCUAGCAAGAUUGUACAUUUAGUAUCUUCUCGUGAUCACGUGACUUCAAACAAUGAUGAAAAAUAUAUAUAAAUCUAGAUGAACAGGCUCUGCUUUGAUAUCAUGUAAAAUACACAUUUAAAAGAGAUCUGUGAUUUUGGAAUUUAAGCGUGUUUGUCAUUUCUUUUAUUAUUUGAUUAGAUUUCUUCUUUUUUUUACCAUGCUACGUUCUCGAAGCUGCAGGAGGGGGGCCAGCUUCAUCUGUGUUUGUACAUGAUUCUGAUUCACUGAAAUAUAUUGUGUGUUCAAAACCCUCGUGCGUAGGGGCUUUCAGAAAUCAACCUAUUUAAUUUCUUUUUUUGCUUUUCUGUCGGGUCCAUGUUACUGUGUUUGAAAAGGGCGCGUCACGGGGGCGGGGUGAAGGUUACAGGGAAGCGGGAAAUGCGCGAGAGGUCGGGAUUGGCAGGGACGGGAGUUGGGAUUAUCUCUGGCCAUGUACGUGUGUGUGUGUGUGUUUUUUUGUCCUUUUUUCAGUCUGGUGUUUUGUCCAGUCGAAAGCCGACACCGUCUCUUCUCUCUCUCUCGUCUUUUUUUUUUUUUUUUUUUUUUUUUUGGUUUUGUAAUUAUUUCGCUUUGUGCUGAUAGAACAGGUGAAGUGCUCAGAGGAGGAGGGAGGGUGAGGAGGGGGAGGAGGGAGAGGUAGAGAGGAAAUGACUUGCAGUUCCGGAUGGAUAGCCAGCCAGGCAUGCAGUCUGUAUAUAUAAUGGAUUUUCAGUCCUCCCUGCCCCUCACCCACCCACCCCCCAGAACCUCCUUUCCCUUCCCUCCUUCCUUUCCUUCCCCCUCCUUUCCCUUCAGGCAUGCUGCUCACCUCUCCCAAUAGGCGUUCACCAUCGAAGAGAGCUGAGAGGGAGUUGUAGGCAAGACCCCCUCCCUCUCCUGUUCAUCCUCACACAUCUCAUGUUCAACAUUUGUCACCAUCUCAACAUUACAGAAAGAAAAGCAGCGUGACCUCUCACUCUGUUAAUACGUCUAAUGGCAAGUGAGGAAGCGGUCGAAGUGGGAUGUAUAUUCGGAGGCAGGGGCGGGGUGGUGGUUUUCAGAGGGUGCUCAUUAGAAGCCCAACAGAGGGCAGUAGAGUAGAAGAGGAAGCAGGAUUUUCUUUCUAUCUUUAUCUGUGGGUUAUAUAUUGGUUUUGUUUUCCACUGUGUAAUAUUGUGCAGGCCAUUUGCAUUGACUGGGAAAACGCUUUCUACACUGUAUUCCAUAAUAAAGUUUUGAAUGUACAUACA